GGAUCACGGGACACGUAGGUAAUUUAGAAGAAAACGGCAAGACAAAACCGGAAUCCGAAACGUCAGCCAGAAAACGCAGUAACCCACAUUAAUCGCUUUCCCAUCUGCAGUUAAACGAGGCAGGUUUUGUGUGCGGUUUCGUUUUGUUAGGUACUUAAAGACAAAAACUGAAACACAAACCAACCCAACAACCUCAAAAAUGACAGUCCCAAACGACGCCGCUUCCAAACUCGACAGCCACCGCGCCGAGCCGGACGCGUCAUCGUCACUCGCCGAUGACGGCGGUGAGGUCGCCGCUGGGAAAGUGAGGGGAUCGUGGUCGCCCAAAGAGGAUGAGAUGCUGACUCGGCUGGUCACCCAGUUUGGCGCCAGAAACUGGAGCGUCAUCGCCAGAGGAAUUCCCGGCCGGUCCGGCAAGUCUUGCCGGCUCCGGUGGUGCAAUCAGCUUAACCCUGGUGUAAAGCGCAAACCUUUCUCCGAUGAAGAAGAUCGUAUUAUAGUUGCAGCUCAUGCCACUCAUGGGAACAGAUGGGCGAUAAUUGCAAAGCUCCUUCCAGGUAGAACAGAUAAUGCAAUAAAGAAUCACUGGAAUUCUACUUUAAAGCGUGGGAGGAAGUACAUCCCUCGAACUAGAAACAUGAAGGAAGAUAGCAGCCUAGAGAGAUCAAAGGCAUCCUCUGAAGAAACCGUGUCAGCUGGGAAUCUUAGUUCAGUCAGGACUCCUGAAGGAAGAGAAGUCUUGAUAGUAGACAACAGCUUUAACCAGUUAGAUGGAAGAUGUCAAACAGAGGACGGUGUUGCUGUCACUGAAUUGAAAGAUAAUUCAAUUCUUGUUGCUGAAUUAAAAGAAGAGUCUACCCUCUGUCGUCCAGUCGCACGAGUCAGUGCUUUUAGUGCUUACAACCCUUCAAAUGGUCCAUCAAAUGGCUCCAUUGUUCCAAGGCCAGUCCCAACUCAUGGCCCUUUGGUCCAAACAUCUAAUCUAGAUUUUGACUUCUGCAACUCUCUUGAAGGUGACUGUAAUGAGCCUAUGGUUCCUCUGCGUUGUGGCCACGGUUGCUGUGAUCGAAGCGGGGGGCAUUUUCAAAGCUCAUUGUUGGGGCCUGAGUUUAUUGACUAUGAGGAGCCUCCCUCCUUCUCCAGCCCGGAAUUCAUCUCUUGUGCUACAGAUGUGAACAAUAUUGCAUGGAUUAAGAGUGGCCUUGAGAAUCGUGAAACAAUGAGAGUGGCAGAGAAUGUAGCAAGCCAGAGAUUCUCACAAGCGGCGGCUGCUACUCCGCAAAUGGGGUAUUAUGAAAUGAAUAUGAUGAAUGGCCAUAUGCGCUUCGUGGAGGGACAGAACAGGCUAAUGGGUAUGAUGACAGAAAUGCUUUCAACCCCAAUGCCUAGACAAACUUUUGCAAUGCCAACUGAAGUUAAGGGAUUGAGCUAGAAGUCAUCGCUGGUUUUCCUUAUUCUGGGAGGAGAAAUAUACAGGUUAUUUUCACAGCAUAUUAUUAAUAGAAAUCUUUUUGGAUUCUCAGAGACUUCUUUGGGCUACAACAAGAUAUAAAUGAGGACUACCCUCUUUUGCUUAUCGAUGAUCCUGUUUCUACCCAGUGCUGCAAUUUCUUUUUGAAUUUAUAUGAACUGAACCACAGAUCACAAUAUCAUACAUGCUUGCUCUGUCUCCGUUGAAAAACUGGAGAUUGAUAAUCUUCA
Rosa chinensis is the source of this 1701-nucleotide messenger RNA. RefSeq names its product transcription factor MYB1. The record is from RefSeq and is a predicted model, not a curated record. Gene Ontology annotation, cellular component: nucleus. NCBI's taxonomy places the organism in Eukaryota, Viridiplantae, Streptophyta, Magnoliopsida, Rosales, Rosaceae. Gene Ontology annotation, molecular function: DNA-binding transcription factor activity, RNA polymerase II-specific; RNA polymerase II cis-regulatory region sequence-specific DNA binding. The transcript has 2 exons. The coding region runs from base 200 to 1432 and encodes 410 amino acids. Gene Ontology annotation, biological process: regulation of DNA-templated transcription.